AUGAGUGCUGCAGAAGGCGGUGCUAUUUUAUGGUAUUACACGUCCAAUACUAACACCUGCUCGCAGUCAGAAUCAGCUACCGCGCUGCCGUCCGAAUGGAUCUUAUAUCGAGAUAUAGAAAUAGACAUGAUCGAAGAAGCUUAUCAAAAGGGAAUGCCGCACUUAUUGUUAGAUCGAUACCGCAUCGACUUAGCAACUUAUACUCACGUCGUGCUCGAUACUAGCGAUGAACAUCGAGUUACAAAACGAGAAGUAGUUGCCAAUCGAAUAACUGGUCUUCGUUCGAACCGAUUUGGAUCAUUACCUGGCAUCACAUCCACAUCUAUACCCACACCUACGUACGGUGCAUAUAGCACUUGGUGUCCAUUUCUGACAGCAUGGCUCAAUACUUCCGCAGGAAAACGCAUCUUGUUUCAAUUUUCUUCAUGCAUUGAGAUAUGUGCAGAAGGUAUUAUCGAAGAAGCAAAAACUCACAGUAAUAAAGUCACUAUCGAAGCAGCGUAUAUGGCAAAGAAAAUACAGGAGUGUUUGAACAAACCACGAGUGGAGGUAUCGAAAACAGCCAUCGGUUUAUACACUAAAGACAGUUUUCUCUAUUUUGCUCUCAACAAAGCCGUACGUGAGUACGAUUUGUCAAAGCUGUUUACACUUGGCCCGCUAUGUUUCCUAAUCAACGAUUAUGCAUCUGUAGCCGAAGAGUUCGUUGGAAUUGUGUACAGAGGCGUCCAGUUGACGAAUGCUGAUAUACAAGAAUACAGACAAGCAAUCGGAACGUGGAAAACGUGGCCAGCGUAUACAUCGACCAGUAAGAAUCGCACCUUAGCGGAAGCGUAUGGAAAUACUCUUUUCGUAAUCGAAAUUAUUCACUGUCCAUUAUCUGCUCCACGCAAUUUUGAUAUCGCUGAGUUCUCUAGUUUCCCAGAGGAAGAAGAAGUUCUACUUCUCGCCGGUUGCAGCUUCCAAGUUGUCCAUGUUCACUAUGAUCUUCGGCAAAAGCUCAUAAUUGAUGCUAGGAUAUAA
Molecule: messenger RNA, 1020 nt
Organism: Adineta ricciae
Lineage: Eukaryota; Metazoa; Rotifera; Eurotatoria; Adinetida; Adinetidae
Source: the annotation of a GenBank genome assembly